CUACUGGAGUUACUGAAUUUACUAUAGAUGAGAAUGAAAAUCCAAUAUCUCGAGCCAGACCAAAAAAGAUUGCACUCAAAGUACCACCAAAAGAUAUAGAAGAAAUUUUUGCUUAUAGACAAUUAAAACUUAUACAAGAUGCUGUAUCAAACCUUGCCAAAUAUGAUAAAGAUGAAGAUGAAGAGAAUAAUUAUUCUGAAGAUUAUAAUGAUUUAGAUAAUUAUGAGAAUGAUUAUAAAAAUGAUUAUGAAAAUUUUGCUUAUAAUGCUGAAAGACCAGCAUGA
Messenger RNA from Ambispora leptoticha, 284 nucleotides. Lineage: Eukaryota; Fungi; Glomeromycota; Glomeromycetes; Archaeosporales; Ambisporaceae. The record is from the annotation of a GenBank genome assembly.